Messenger RNA from Sinocyclocheilus rhinocerous, 359 nucleotides. RefSeq names its product neural cell adhesion molecule L1-like. Gene Ontology annotation, biological process: synapse organization; homophilic cell-cell adhesion. The coding region runs from base 27 to 359 and encodes 110 amino acids. The transcript is spliced from 2 exons. The record is from RefSeq and is a predicted model, not a curated record. NCBI's taxonomy places the organism in Eukaryota, Metazoa, Chordata, Actinopteri, Cypriniformes, Cyprinidae. Gene Ontology annotation, molecular function: axon guidance receptor activity. Gene Ontology annotation, cellular component: plasma membrane; neuronal cell body; axon.
CAGUGGUGCGUAACAGAAGACCACAGAUGAUGCGACCCACUGGCUCCCGCAGCUCCUACCUGGUGCUCAGCGGCCAAAACCUGGACCUGGAGUGCAUUGUUCAGGGCCUCCCCUCUCCCAAUAUCCAGUGGAUCAGGAAAGAUGGAGUCCUGUCUGAGUCCCGCACAUCCAAAGAUAGUUAUGAUCGAGUUCUGCGCUUUAAGAAUAUCUCAGAGUCUGACAGCGGCGAGUACCAGUGUACCGCCACAAAUCUGCAAGGCAUAAUCACUCACACCUACAGCGUCACUGUAGAAGGUACUGUAUGCUUCACACUGCCAGAUCACAUCCUCUCCAGAUUUAGAUUUAGAUGUGGGGUGUGA